UUUGAAUAAAAUGUUGAGUUGUAGUUUUAACAGGGAAGGUUUUAGUCGUCUUCUUAGUCGGAUGACAAAUUCGCCUUGACCACUCGGGACAACACGUGCAUGUGGUGACAGCGCAAAAGCGCUAAACAAGUGCAGGCACGCCGUUUGUGAUUGGAAAGUGAAAAAGAAUAAAAACCUAUUGAAGUAUCUAAGACCCAGCUGGUUACUACAGAAGAAAUCGUGUAAGUGUUGCGCAGAAAACUAUUAGGCGAAGCGCGAAGAAAAUAGUGCAAGCACGCCGUUUGUGAUUGGAAAGUGAAAAAGAAUAAAAACCUAUUGAAGUAUCUAAGACCCAGCUGGUUACUACAGAAGAAAUCGUGUAAGUGUUGCGCAGAAAACUAUUAGGCGAAGCGCGAAGAAAAUAGUGCAAGUACGCCGUGAAAAAGUGAAAAAAAAGAGGCCCAACUACUAAAAAACUAUUAGGUACCAGAAUAAAGAAACGGUGCGAAUCUUUCAGUUGAGUGGAAGAAAACGUGGCAACCGGCAAAAUGGAAAAUAUUACAACAAGCUGCAAUACUGUAAGUACAAACCUUUUUCUCUCUCUUCUUUUGACAUGGGAUUUUAAUAAAUUAUGCAGUAAGCAUGAUUUAAAAUGAAAACCAUUUUUAUAUCAAUUAUGUGGUGAAAAUUAGUGAAGUGUGGUGAGUGAUGGAACGGUCUACCUAAUAAUCAACAUUCAGGGGCAUUAUUUUAUAGCAAAUUCUAGUACACAUGAAUACCCAUUGAUAUGCAAAUAUUACGAUUCUCCUUCACCUUCUCCGUAUCGUAACAUCCCAGCUGGAACAGAGCCAGCCUCUCAAUGAGCAUUUCCACAGUUAUUUUACUGAACAUUUUCGUCGCUAAUGACCAUUUUACAUUUGAAUAACAAUGUGUGGCAGGCACGAAGACUCUCUAUGCUUAAAAGCAAUCAAGUAAAAUUCUAUUACGAAGGGACCCUUGGCAAUUUGUUGUAAUCCUGUAUUUCUGAUAUACGUUUAAAAAGAGUAUAUUAAAUUGAUUUGUUAUUAAAAAAAAAAAAAAAAUACAUAACUCCAUGUUAAAAAAAAAGUACAAUUUUUCACAAAAGAUCAUCAUGAAAAGUCACUAAAACAGGGCCUUCAUCUUCUCACACAAAAACUUUGUUUCAAAAAAAAAAAAUCAAAAUAACACUUGGUUCCAUUCAAUUUGGCAAUGUACAAUGUAAGGUUCUCAAUGUAACAAUGUAUGUUCUCAAAUAAAGAAAAAACAACAUUGCUUACCUUAUUUUAUUCCUCUAUGCAGGACUGCAGGUGGUUAAACUCCUACAUUAAAGGCAUCAACCUAAAACAAACAAUCAAUUAUAAUUCAAAUAAAUUUUAUGUAUAGAAUGAUACUUCUCUUUACGUGGGUGGCUACUCCACCACGUCGCAUAUCAUUCACACACUACUAACACUAGAUGGUACUGCCGGACAGAAAGCACAGCACACAUCAUUUUGCUGAAAGGGCAGUUUGGACGCCGCUCGCUCGCGAUUGAAAGUUAUCGGAACGGUGGAGAGAAGGCAAUAAAAUUAAAGCAGGGUUUCAAAAUGUGCGAAUAAUGGCAAUUCUACACAAUACAAAAUGUAUAGCUGAAUAUGUUUUUUUAUAGUCAAUAGUUUCUGACCAACAGUUAUUUCAUCUGAUUUUUUUUGUUGUACCGUAAAACGGGUAACUUUGAUAGUUUUUCAGCGAAUUUCCUCAUUAUUUUUCCAUGAAACCGAAUUUUUCUCAGUUCAAUUUAAAAAAAAAAAAAACAAGUAAUGGGGUAUCAAUUAUCAAUUGCAACUGGAGGAUCCGAUAAUUUUAAAUGUUUGGGUGACCAACAAUUUUGCAUAUGAGCGAGAAUCACAUUUUCAUUUUGGGGUGAUAGUGCCCUGAAAAACACAUCGAAUCUAAAAUAUUAGUCACAGAUUGAAAUCUUAGGAGUAUGAACAUGAUGGAAGAAGCAGUGUGGAACAUAUCAGAUUUAUUAAAUAUCAAAACAUGGGUUUUUACAAAAUUCUACAUAUGAAGGUGAGCCUUUGAAGUACUGAGUGAAAAACUCAGUGAAUUCAGCCAUCAAAAAUCAUUGUCUAUUCAAGAAUACAUUUUUUUACGGUACUGAUAAUUUGAAAAAAAAAAAAAUGGCAGCGUUUUCGCAGAUAACAGCCCUUCAAUGUAUUCCACAAUUUGAUGGGAAUCCAGAUGAAUUGGAUGUUUUUAUUAGACAAAUUGAGUUGUUUGCAGAACAGUUGGAAGGAGAAGAUCAUACUCCGCUUCUGAAUGUGGUUUAUUUGAAAUUAACAGGCAAAGCGCUAAAGUUGCUUUCAAAAAUUGACGCAAAUACUUGGCCCGAAGUAAAACGCAAUCUAGAGGAUGAGUUUAAAUUCGAAAAGAGUGCCGCCACUCUUAUGAAGGAAAUUGAAACCUUACUACAAAAGGAAAAUGAAUCGUUCGAUGAUUACAGCAUCAGAGUAGAAGAUUUACACAAGUGGGUAGCUAACCAGGGAAGAUAUGCGACGAAUUCGUUACGCAAACAUUUCUUAGGAGGAUUACGCGAUCGAAGUUUAGCUAAUGCUGGAAAAUCGCAAAGAGAAAAAACACUUCCAGAAUUACUAACUUGGCUUAAAAAAGAGAUCGAUGAUGGAAAUGAAAUCGAUGAAAUCUUUGCAAGAGUAACAACUUUAGAGUUGUUAGAAACGAAGAAAAAUAACAAAAUCAAUGACAACCAAAAUAAUAAAUUUCUACCAGUACAAAACCUCCGUUUGCGAAAUAACAGGUAUUCUAAUGGCUAUGUUCAAAGUCCGCAUAAUAAGAUAACAUACUCAAAAAACGUGAUUCCAGGGGGUUCGUACAUGUUGUGCGAACACCCCGCACAAAUAAUUAUAGAGAGCGCAACCAUAUUAAUUCUAUCAAUGGAAAACAGAAUUUAUCUCGGAAUGCAAAUUUUCAGAAGAAUAAUUUUCACGAACUACCAGAAAGCAUUGUAAAUGGAAUUAAAAAUUGUAUGCCGGCUCAUGAAAGAUUGUACAUCGAACAUUCAGGCAACAAUUUAUUUUUACUAAAUAUUGCAUCUGUUGCAAAGCCGAAAACAGUGAUAAAAUAUUUACUUGAUUCUGGGUCAUGCUUCAACUUAUUAAGAUGGGAUACUGCUUUUAGGAUUGGAGUAGAAAACAUCAACUAUAAUGAUAAGGAGAUACUUCGGGGAUUUGCUAAUUCCCAAACACGAUCGAUUGGAUCAACGUUAGUUAAACUUAAAAUAGGAAACUCUCAUUAUAAUAUUAAGUUUUAUAUUAUUAAGAACUUAUGUGUUCCAGGCAUUAUUGGAGCUGAUUUUCUGAAGCAAAACACAUUGUAUGUUGGACCACGGUUCAAAUAUAUUGCUUUAAGAAAAACUGAUGAAUGUACAAAAUUAUUAAAUAUGAAUGAAAACUCCCCUCAUACUAUGAAUACAUAUAAUAUCGAUAAACGUUUAAUUAAGUCAGAAAAAGAAUGUCAAACCGAAUCAGUUAACUACAGCAAUGCUGUAAGCCAACAACAUGGGAAAUUAGAUUUAGCACACAGGGUGCAUGAAAACAAUUAUAAUAACCGCACAAGGAUGGUUACAGAAAAUAGUGUUUCAUUCCAGAAUAAAUCUCAACAAAGCAUAAGAAACGCAACAAAUAUUUUUAAAGAUACCACAAUGGGAAAUACGAAACAUUUUCCACAUAACAAGUGCAACGUCGAAGACAAAAGAGAUAAUGCAAACAACAUUAAUAUAAUACAUGAUCAGAGAACAAAUUUUACUGAUAAAAAUUUCAAUGACGACUCCGCAAAUUGGGAAGCGAAAGCAGAAGGACAAUCUUCAGAUCAUAAUGUUAACAAAUAUCUCGUAGAAACAACGACGGAUAUUGAUAAAGUUUUCCUCGAAGAUUUGGAUUCAGACCAAGACCUCAGCUUAUUAGAUAACAGAAGUCAACCACAAAUGGAAGGUAAAAACCGUCUCACAAAAUUAGUGGAAACGAUUAAUUUAACUCAUUUAAACAGGGCUAAUUUUAACGCAAUGGAAGAAAUUAUGACAAAUUACAGUGAUGUCUUUUAUCUGAAAGGAGAUCAGCUAACGAUUACAAAUGCUGCAGUACAUGAAAUAGAGACUACAACUAAUGUACCGAUUAACAAACGACAGUACAGAUUUCCGGAGUCCACAAAGAAACAAAUUAAUGCGGAAAUUGAGGAAAUGCACAGACAAGGGAUUAUAAAGCCCAGCAAAAGUCCUUGGAAUGCACCGGUUUUGUGCAUACCAAAGAAAGAUUUAGAUUCCGAAGGAAAUAAAAAGUAUAGAAUUGUAGUAGACUUUAGAGCUUUGAAUCUAGUCACUAAACCCUUCGUAUAUCCGAUACCCCUUAUCAAUGACAUUCUGGACAGUUUAGGGGAUAGUCAAUAUUUCUCGACAAUUGAUUUGAAAUCAGGUUUUUAUCAAGUACCCAUUAAUCCGAAAGAUGCUGCUAAAACAGCAUUUUCAACCCCGAAAGGACAUUUUGAAUUCACAAGAAUGCCUAUGGGACUCAGAAAUAGUCCAUCAACUUUCCAGAAGUUAAUGAACACAGUGUUGUUCGAAAUUAAAGAUGUAAAAGCUAUCGUUUAUUUGGACGAUAUCAUUGUCUUUGGCCGUACAAUUGAGGAACACAACGAAAAUCUGAAAAAGGUAUUGGAGGCUCUUCGUAGGCAUAACUUAAAAGUUGAACCUACUAAAUGCCAAAUUUUGAAAACUGAUUUGAAGUUUUUGGGACAUGCAGUAGAUAAACAUGGAAUUCGUCCAUUAACGGACAACAUAAAAGCUAUUAAAAAUAUGCCUGUACCAAAAACAAUUAAACAAGUUCGAUCAUUUUUAGGAACCGUAAAUUUUUACGGUAAAUUUAUUCCAAAGAUUGCGGAGAUUCGAAAACCUCUUAACGAUUUGUUGAGGAAAAACGUAAAAUUUAAUUGGACAGAAGAAUGUAAACAUGCAUUUGAAAAAUUGAAAUGUUUUUUAACAUCUGACUCUUUAUUAGUGAGACCAAAUUACAAAGAUACAUUUGUUCUUACGACUGAUGCGAGCGAAUAUGCUAUAGGAGCAGUUCUCUCAAAUGAAAAAUCAAUCGACAAACCAAUUGCUUAUGCAAGCAGGGGAUUAAUUGGAGCUGAACGGAAAUAUCAUACGAUUGAAAAGGAAUUACUAGCAAUCGUAUGGGCAGUAAAUUAUUUUAGGCAUUACAUUUACAAUCAAAAGUUCAUUGUAUAUACCGAUCAUAGGCCAUUAAUCUCUUUAUGGCAUCUCAAGGAGACUUCGCCAACUUUGACAAGAUUAAGGUUAAAAUUACAAGGUUUAGAAUGCGAUAUUCGAUACAAACAAGGGAAAGAUAAUGUAGUAGCUGAUUUCUUAUCCAGGCUUCAAACAGAAAGCGAACCCGAGGAAAAUUCUAAUGUUGUUGCUGUCGUGACCACACAACAAAAACGACAACAGCAUGAUGAAAAGCAAAGGGAGCAAGUAAAUUCUAAGACUACAAAUGUUGAACGAUUCAAUACUUCCAAAGACGUAGUAGAUAAACAUUCAAACCCCAGGCAAAACUCCAACUGGAAUCCACAAAUGGAUGGACUAGAUAAUAUUGAUUUUGCUAUAGAUGAGCACAGGGGGCCAUGCAAAACUGUUUCAAGCGAUGAAUUCAAGAACGCUUUAAUCGAUCAACUGGAUAUUAAAAGACUUACAUUUUCAAAGAAUAUAAUAUCAGAAGAAAGUAUAGAUGCAACUUUUUUGAUUUUGAAUAGCAGGUCAGCACAUAAAGAGUUAAGUGAAUUCGUUGACCUACCGCAUGGUUUUAAAGAUCACUUGAUUGGGAAUGUAUUUUCAAUACCAAAUAAAAAGUUAUGGGGAAUAAUUUUGAAUGGAAACAAAAGAUCUAAAAGUGAUACUAAAAUUUUAUUCAAAGGACUGGUAGAUGCAUUUACCAAUUGUCCUCAAUACGCGAAAGAUGCGGAAAAUAUACAAAUUAUAUCAUUCAGAAAUCUUCAUAAACCCCCAUAUAUGGAUGUUUUAAGAUUUAUUGCAGAAAAGUUCAACAAACAUUUCACAUUGUAUGCUCCUGAGAAGGAUCGAAUGUGGGUAACACCAGAGGAAAGGGAAACUGUCCUACAAGAAUUUCAUGACAGCCCACUAGGUGGACAUGUCGGAAGCAAACGCAUGCUAAAGCGCAUAAAUCCACUUUUCAAAUGGGAGAAUAUGCGCAGAGAUAUAGAAAACUAUGUCAAACAGUGUGACUCAUGCCAAAAGAACAAAAUUAGUGCUGCAAAUAAAAUUCCAAUGAAGAUCACGACCACGUCCACAGAACCUUUUGAAAAGAUUUUUAUGGAUAUCGUUGUAUUACCCGAAUCUAAUAGCGGCAAUAAAUAUGGAUUGGUCAUACAAGAUGAUUUGACUAGAUAUCUAACAGUAGCUGCAAUGGAAAACCAGGAAAGUCAAACAGUUGCCAAAACAUUUGUGAAUAGUUUCAUUUGCAAGUUUGGCGCACCAAAAGAACUUGUAACUGAUAAUGGUACAAACUUUGUUAGCCAAUUGAUGAAAAAUGUUUGUAAAAUUUUGAAAAUUAAAAAGAUUACGACUACUGCCUAUCAUCCACAAGCAAACCUUGUAGAAAGAUCUAACAGAGAGUUAAAAAUAUAUUUACGGCAAUUCAUUGGCGGAGAUCCUCAAACAUGGGAUCAACUUCUUCCGCAUUUUACAUUUCAAUAUAAUACUACACUCAAUUCUUCUACCGGCUUUACGCCAUUCGAAUUGUUGUAUGGCAGAGCCGCAAGAAUUCCAAACUCAAUCUACAGAAUGAGAGAUAUGGAAUUGACCUAUUCCGAUUAUGCCGGCGAACUUAAAUCUACCCUAAAGUACUUUCACGAUAAAGCACGUGAUAAUUUGCUCGUAUCGAAACAGAAACGCAAGGAGAUUUAUGAUAAACAAUCAAAGGAAUGGCAACCAAUGUGGGGUGACAUGGUUCUUGUGAAAGCCAACCCUACAGGUACCGGCCAAAAAUUGCAAUCAUUAUGGAGAGGACCUUAUGAAGUGGUCAGUUUUCCUAGCGAACAAACAACUAUCGUUAAAAACGGAAAAAGACUAGAAAAAGUUCAUAAUAACAGACUUCGAAAGUAUAAUGACUGA
Aedes albopictus (Asian tiger mosquito) is the source of this 7177-nucleotide messenger RNA. RefSeq lists its product as uncharacterized. Bases 3023 to 7177 code for a protein of 1384 amino acids. The record is from RefSeq and is a predicted model, not a curated record. Gene Ontology annotation, biological process: DNA integration. Lineage: Eukaryota; Metazoa; Arthropoda; Insecta; Diptera; Culicidae. Gene Ontology annotation, molecular function: nucleic acid binding. The transcript is spliced from 2 exons.